Molecule: messenger RNA, 1461 nt
Organism: Oncorhynchus tshawytscha (Chinook salmon)
Lineage: Eukaryota; Metazoa; Chordata; Actinopteri; Salmoniformes; Salmonidae
Product: E2F-associated phosphoprotein
Exons: 6
Coding region: 184-1080 (298 amino acids)
Biological process (GO): positive regulation of cell population proliferation
Cellular component (GO): nucleus
Source: RefSeq, a predicted model, not a curated record
UUCAACAAUUUCGUUUCUACUGAUGAAUCUCACUAUCUCACACACCGAACUUUUACUUUGAAAAGCGCAAACCGGAAGUAAGCUACAAGAUCCUGGCGUGCGUCUCAAAAAGUUUCCUCUGUAUCUUCAGCUACCUCUUAACCGUUUUCGUUGGUUAGAUUGUUAGAAUUCUCAAAAUACCAAAUGAACAGACACGUAGAGGAUGAUUCAUAUGAGAUAGAGGAGCCAAGUGAUGAAGAAAGAGCUGAAGACAGCUCUGAGGAUGAGCUGGAAGUGCUCUUGAACGGGACCCCGGAUCAGAAGAAGAAACUCAUCCGAGAAUACCUCACUGGGGAGAGUGAGUCCUCCAGUGGGGAUGAGUUUGAGAAAGAGAUGGAGGCAGAGCUCAGCACCACCAUUAAAACUAUGGAGUGCAAAUGGUUUCCCCUUACAGCAUCAGCAGGGGAGACUUCGGGUACCAAUGAUAAUGCUUCAACACCUGGGUUGCCAGAGCUUUAUGACAAUGUUUAUUUUGACUCCGAUUCAGAAGAGGAGGAAACGGCUCCAAGUAGUUCGUUGGAUAAGAGAUGCAGGAAACAGCGAUCCAUCCCCACCAACGAUGAACUACUGUAUGACCCUGAUGAGGAUGACCGGGAUCAGGCAUGGGUGGACGCCAAGAGGAAGAGGUACAAUGAAAAGAGAAGAUUGCCAUCUUCACAGAACAGAAGAGGGCAGUCCCAGGGGCUUCCAAGCAGCGAUGCUGUCCUUAACUGCCCAGCAUGCAUGACCAUGCUGUGCCUCGACUGCCAAAGGCAUGACAAAUACAGGACCCAAUACAGAGCCAUGUUUGUCAUGAACUGCACAGUAAACAAAGAGGAGAUUUUACGGUACAAAACACUCAACGAGAACAAUCUGAGGAACAGAAAGAGGAAAGGGCGUCAACCAGAGCCAACAACGGCAAUUGAAGCCACAGAUUCAGGAGUGGUGGUGGGUGGAGAGAUCUACCAUCCUGUCCAGUGCACAGAGUGCUCAACUGAGGUGGCAGUGCUCGAUAAGGACGAGGUCUACCACUUUUUUAACAUCCUCGCCAGCCACUGCUAAAAUGACUGUUGCUGAGACCUUUGAUAUCUCUGUAAAAACAUUUGUUACCUGAAUGCACAUGCCAACAUAUUUUUGUGUUAUAAUUGCCUGAAUGCACAUGCCAAUGUAUUUUUCUGUUAUAAGACAGGUGUGUAUUUUGUAAAGGUAUGCUGUACAGCCACUGUCCUCCAACGUGAUAUUAAAUUUACCCCUAUGGUAUUUAUUGUAUUUUUCUUGGUAUUUUAUAUAUAUAUAUAUUAUUUGUGUGUGUGUGUGUGUGUGUGUGUGUGUGUGUGCAACAAAUCUACUUAUUUUGUUUUUCUGAAGUUGGACUUGGCUACCACAGAUAUUUGGUCAUUAGUACAUAUCAAAAUAAAAUGUUUUUAAUAUUUUGUAGCUAAA